Messenger RNA from Mixia osmundae IAM 14324, 910 nucleotides. RefSeq lists its product as uncharacterized. Gene Ontology annotation, cellular component: multivesicular body; ESCRT III complex. Bases 256 to 867 code for a protein of 203 amino acids. The record is from RefSeq and is a predicted model, not a curated record. Gene Ontology annotation, biological process: vesicle budding from membrane; late endosome to vacuole transport via multivesicular body sorting pathway. The transcript is spliced from 10 exons. NCBI's taxonomy places the organism in Eukaryota, Fungi, Basidiomycota, Mixiomycetes, Mixiales, Mixiaceae.
GGUGGGCAAACGUAGACUGCAGCGACUCGCUACUUGCUAGGCUGGUGUUGUACAGCUUGACCGUAGAGUCCCAUUCUGCGGUCGCGAGGAGGUCUUUGUCUGUCGGAUGGAAAGCGAGUGCUGCUAUCGCAUCGGCUGGCAUUGUAAGCUCUAUGUCUUGUGACAUUUCUCCUGCACCAACAGCAAGAGACGCGCGCUGUUCGACGUUCGACGUGCGACCGCUCUGAUCCCACGACCACCUGGCCUCGUCUCAGGAUGGGUCAGACCUCAUCUGGCGUCAAGAUCACGCCGCAAGACCGAGCGAUACUCGAUCUCAAGCUACAACGAGACAAGCUCAAACGAUACCAAGUCAAGAUCGAGAGCAUCCUCCAGCGAGAGAAGGAGAUCGCAAGGGAGGCGUUGCAGAAUGGCAACAAGUCUCGCGCUUUGCUCGCUUUGCGCAGACGAAAGUACCAAGAGGGUCUGCUGGGCAAGACAGACGAACAGCUCUCCACCCUGCAGCAGCUCGUCUCGAGCAUCGAAUACAGCCUGAUCGAGAAAUCCGUCCUGUUCGGCUUGGAGCAAGGCAAUGCCGUGCUCAAGGAGAUCCACAAAGAGAUGAACAUCGAGAGCGUCGAGAAGCUCAUGGGCGAGACAGCAGACGCGAUUGCCUACCAAAACGAGAUUGACGAGAUGCUCAGCUCGACUAUGUCGGCUGCAGAUGAAGAGGCGGUCCAGGCUGAGCUGGCCGCUCUCCAGGCAGAGCAGAUCGGUCAAGCAGCGCCUGCCUUGCCAAGCGCGCCGCAGGGAGAACUCAGACGCCCAAUCGAGCUGCCCGGAGUGCCCACUGCCGUUCCUGCCGAGGUGCAAGAGCAUCCCUGCAAAUGAGCGGAGACAAGCGCUUGCCGCAUGAUGUCCAUUGUACACUGUC